UAGAGAAGAAAGAGAGGAGAGAAGAGGAGAUGCGAUGGCUGUGCCUCUGUAUAUAUAUAUAUCAACAAUCUCUACCCCUCUCCUCCCAAAAGGGCUCACAACACAACUUGCGUAGGUGAGAGGAGAGGAGAGGAACCCUUUUAUCAUCUACCUCUUAACUUUAAUCAACUUGCGCUCUGCCACUUACAUAUACAAACAAUACUUACUCUGCCGAGCCCUCAAGUCCACAAGUUUCUUGAGAGAGAGAGAGAGAGAGAACUUCUUAAAAAGGUGAAAUCUUGAUACGAUUCUGUGCUGGGCUCUCUCUGCCUCUCUCCCUAAUGGCGAGCUUUGUUAUAUCAGAAUGUGGGUUGAAGCCGCUUCCAAGAAUCUAUCCCAAACCAACAAAUGGUCACUCUUUCUCUAGCUAUAAUUUGAGAAUUUCAAGAACUAAUCAGUUUGGUUCUUCAUCCUCCUUAUCGAGUGGGAUUAGUAAGGAACGGAAUUGGGGUUUGAGAGUGAGUGUGCCAUUGAGGAUUCAGCCGGUGGAAGAAGAGAGGGAAUUCGACCCGGCGGCGCCGCCUCCGUUUAAGUUGUCUGAUAUAAAGGCGGCGAUUCCCAAGCAUUGUUGGGUGAAGGACCCUUGGAGGUCUGUGAGCUUUGUGGUGAGGGAUGUGGUGGCUGUUUUUGGGAUGGCUGCGGCCGCCGCCUAUUUCAACAAUUGGCUUCUUUGGCCUUUGUACUGGUUUGCUCAGAGCACCAUGUUCUGGGCUCUCUUUGUUCUCGGUCAUGACUGUGGCCAUGGAAGCUUUUCAAACAAUCCCAAGUUGAAUAGUGUGUUUGGCCAUUUUCUUCACUCUUCAAUCUUGGUGCCCUACCAUGGAUGGAGAAUUAGUCAUAGAACUCAUCAUCAGAACCAUGGACAUGUUGAGAAUGAUGAAUCUUGGCACCCUCUACCUGAGAAGAUUUACAAUAGCUUGGACAGUAUGACCAAGAAAUUGAGGUUCACAUUGCCUUUCCCUAUGUUGGCAUAUCCUAUUUAUCUGUGGGCACGAAGUCCUGGGAAGAAAGGCUCUCAUUACCACCCAGACAGUGGUUUGUUUGUGCCAAAUGAGAGGAAAGAUGUUAUCACGUCAACAGUUUGUUGGACUGCAAUGGCUGCUUUGCUUGUAGGACUAUCUUUUGUUAUGGGUCCGGUCCAGCUUCUCAAACUAUACGGUGUUCCUUACUUGGGUUUCGUAGCGUGGCUUGAUCUCGUGACUUAUUUGCAUCAUCACGGGCACGAAGAUAAGCUCCCUUGGUACCGUGGAAAGGAAUGGAGUUAUCUGAGAGGCGGGCUUACGACACUUGACCGUGACUACGGGCUGAUCAACAACAUCCAUCACGACAUAGGAACACAUGUCAUACACCAUCUCUUCCCCCAAAUCCCACACUACAACUUAGUAGAAGCUACUGAAGCAACUAAGGGGGUUUUAGGCAAAUACUACAGGGAGCCGAAGAAGUCAGGCCCUCUGCCAUUCCACUUGGGAGACCUUGUGAGAAGCAUGAAGAAGGAUCACUACGUGAGUGACACUGGCGACGUCGUCUAUUAUCAGACAGAUCCUCAACUCAAUGGAGGUCAAAAAUCUUAAACUGUGAUGAAAAUUUUAUAGAUUCUUUUACAGCUGCUAAUUCUUUUUAGCUGUUAGUGAUUACACUGGUCUGAGCUCAUACUGCCUCACAUUCUGACCUUUGGAACAGAGAGGGUUUUGUUUUUUUGGCAAACACAAUUGAUUUUUUUGCUUCUUUACUUUGAUGGAGCAACCCAUAUAAGUAUAUAUUUGUCCAAGAAUCGGAACUCUUUUCUUUUAUUUAUUUAUUAUUCUUUAAUCUUCUUUCUGGGGACUUCUUGUUCUUGCACAUGAUAUUUUUUCUGCAGUGGACUGUUAUGGCAUUCAACAUUGUACAUGUGAUGGAAUUACAUAUAUUACAGAUAUCAUAAGUACUACUUCUAAUUCA
Messenger RNA from Salvia miltiorrhiza (redroot sage), 1977 nucleotides. Its product is annotated as omega-3 fatty acid desaturase, chloroplastic-like. Gene Ontology annotation, biological process: lipid metabolic process. Gene Ontology annotation, molecular function: oxidoreductase activity, acting on paired donors, with oxidation of a pair of donors resulting in the reduction of molecular oxygen to two molecules of water. The record is from RefSeq and is a predicted model, not a curated record. Lineage: Eukaryota; Viridiplantae; Streptophyta; Magnoliopsida; Lamiales; Lamiaceae.